This is a messenger RNA of Mytilus californianus (California mussel), 2028 nucleotides long. Its product is annotated as RING finger protein 141-like. The transcript is spliced from 7 exons. The coding region runs from base 73 to 738 and encodes 221 amino acids. The record is from RefSeq and is a predicted model, not a curated record. Lineage: Eukaryota; Metazoa; Mollusca; Bivalvia; Mytilida; Mytilidae. Gene Ontology annotation, biological process: protein autoubiquitination. Gene Ontology annotation, molecular function: ubiquitin-protein transferase activity.
UGAUGACGUAAUUCACAGAAGGUGUUAGAAGACAAGUGAAAUGUAAUAAAUGUGAAGGCAAAAUAAUGUAGUAUGGGCCAUGGACACAGUUUACCUGAUCCUGAAAGAGUCUUUAAAAAACUUCAUUUACAUAUUGGUAUUAUCAAAAGGAUUGCACAUCUCUCAUAUGAAGAUUUUCUGAAGUCAGUUUUGGAAUUAAAUGACAUAACAUCAUCAUUUAGUGACCAGAGAGGUAAACAGCUAAAGUUUACUGUACAAGAUGGGACAGAUACCUCAGUUUUUUGGAAGACUACAGUCAGAAUAUGCUGUACAAAGGUUCUUGCAAUCAGAAAUCAAAUUCUGUCAACUAGACUCCUAACCUUAAAACAGUACAUUGAAAUAUACAAGGAAAUAACAGAACAAGUAUCUGCCCUGCCAACAGACAGAAGUCGUGUAGAUAUAUGUGCUUCAGUGAUAUUUGAGCAAUCAAGAAAUGACGUAUCAGCAGAGGAGGAGGAAGAAUGUUGUAUCUGUAUGGAAAGCAAACCAGAACUGAUACUCCCAUGCACACAUAGAUUCUGUGAAGGUUGUAUAAAGGAAUGGAAUGUGACAAGUAAGACUUGUCCAAUCUGUAGAGAAAGGGUGAACAGUGUGGAAGACACUUGGGUAUUAACAGAAAAACCAGAUACAACAGAAUAUGAAAAAGAUGUCAAAGGUUACCUGUUGUCCACUAACAGACAACAUAUGGCAGCCUUUUGAAGACACAGUUAUUUCAUUAAUUGUCCAGUCCAGCAAUUAUUCAAUAUUGAUUUUAACAAAGAAUCAUUUAAUGCUAGCAACCAUCUUGAUGUUGUUACAAUAAUUAUUGAAGACCAUAUAAACAUGUGUAUAUCAAUUGUGCAGAUAAAAAUAAUCGAUCCUAUUAUAUAUGACUGUUUUCUAUUAGAAUAAUGUCUCGUGUGCAGCCAACUUAUUAUCCCCUAUUUCAAAAGUUCAGGAAGUGUUUCAUUUUAUAAGAACUAUUUUUCUUACUGUGUGUGUUUAUUAUAGAGAAAGACAUCAAAUUUUAUUUAUUCAUCAGCAUUGAAAGAUUCGUUUUUCAUACAGUAGACUGGUAAUUAUACCAUUACAUGUUUUAGAACAAAUGUUAUUUAAUUUAACAUUAGUACAUAUUGAAUGUAUAUUUGGAUUAGACUUUCUUUCUGUUGUUCAAGAAGAAGAUCUUCAUACUUGUAUAUACUGGCACAUGUAUGUAGUUUUAAAUCACAUGGCCAUAUAAUAUAUUCAUAACUGGGUGUCUAUUGCCUGUCUGUUGUCCAUGAUUUACUUUUCCAAUUUUUAAGGAUGGUUUGCAAAACAGCAUUUGAAUUAACCAUUGGCUAACCUUUAUUAUGGUAUAAUAUCUAGGAAGGUUUAAAGGGGUUCGGGAAGUCUAAUAACUUUUUUUCCAAUCAUAAAAAAGAAUGUUUUUUGCCAUUCAGGCUUAUAGAAUUUAGAAUUAUACUUUAUUUGUUAAGCUACACUUGAAAUGUUCUAUUGAAAUAAUUUAAAAAUCAUAAGAAUUAUGUUUGAUAUAAAAAAUAUGUAAAGGGUUGCAUGGAACCCUGUUUCUCACCUGGGAUUGCUGUUGUCAGUGUAAAAGUAUAAUGUUGACUGUAAAAAGUGAGUACAUUUAUCACUAACAUACCGGCACAGAAUUUAAAAAAAAAAUUUCUUCAAAUGCUUUUUCCUUAUCUUCAAAAUUAGCUUCUGUCCAAGUUUUAUAAAGGAAGGUUUACAAAUUUAUCAUGUCAAAGAAAUUUUGUCAAAUAUGCACACUGAUCUUAGCAAUUGAUUAUUGAUGGGAUUGUCUUAAACUUAAAAAAAAAUUUAGUUUAUUUCAUUUUUAUACGCCCAUUUACGGGACGUAUUAUGAUAUACUUCUGUCCGUCGUCAACACAUCUGACAAUAACUCAAAAAAGGCUUUAACCAAUUUUUAUGAAACUUUGGUGAAUUUUUUAUAGCUAUUGACGUAAGCUCUCUUUCGAUUUUUAUAAAUUUUAGAUUUUA